Salvia splendens (bonfire salvia) is the source of this 747-nucleotide messenger RNA. RefSeq names its product B3 domain-containing protein REM5. The transcript is spliced from 3 exons. Lineage: Eukaryota; Viridiplantae; Streptophyta; Magnoliopsida; Lamiales; Lamiaceae. Gene Ontology annotation, molecular function: DNA binding. The record is from RefSeq and is a predicted model, not a curated record. The coding region runs from base 1 to 747 and encodes 248 amino acids.
AUGGCGGAUGAGGACCCGGACAACCCAACGCUUCCGGCUUUCAUGAAGCGACUACCUCCCGAAUUCGUCGGGAUUCAUGGGCAUGACCUACCGUUUGACUGUAGGCUCGUAUGGCCUAAUGGAACACGGUAUUCAGUGCGAAUUCUGAAGCUUGAGCAUGGGUUCUACUUCACUUCCGAAUGGAGUAAUUUUGUUCGUGCUACUAGAGUCGUGCACGGCGAUCAUCUCAUCUUCACUUUGGUGGGUGCUGGUAUUUUCAAUGUAAGGCGGUUUGAUCGCUACACUAAUUGUCCACCGCAGGGAGACAUGGAAGUUAUUGAAGACGACGGUGUGGAUGAAAACGACUCUCCGGGCAUCGAUACUUCCGAUGAGUACGUGCCUUCGGAGAAUGAAUCUGAAUCAACGGGUGACGAAGACUACGUGGACGAUAGCAGGGCACUGAAUGUCGACGGCAUCCCUACUUUCGUCAUUUCGCUCACCCCGAGUAACAUCAAUCGAAGGCUUGAGAUCCCGUAUUGGUUUUGGCAGCGCCAUAUCCCGAUGGGGGCAAUUCAAGCGGGUGUGCAUCUGGUAACGGAAGGGGGGACGUGGCUAUGUACACUCAAACACAACUCGAGGAAGAUAUGGGUUAAGCAUGGAUGGGGUCGAUUCAAACAAGAGAACAAUCUGGUUGAAGGGGUUCGUUGCCAUUUCAAGCUCGUUGAUAACUUUGUGGUCCAAUUUGAAGUGUGGUUUGAUCGGCCUUAA